Messenger RNA from Alosa alosa (allis shad), 4184 nucleotides. Its product is annotated as kunitz-type protease inhibitor 1-like. The transcript has 10 exons. The record is from RefSeq and is a predicted model, not a curated record. Lineage: Eukaryota; Metazoa; Chordata; Actinopteri; Clupeiformes; Clupeidae. Gene Ontology annotation, molecular function: serine-type endopeptidase inhibitor activity; protein binding. Bases 319 to 1824 code for a protein of 501 amino acids.
GAGCCGAGUGAAUCACACCAGUGUGGAAGUUGAAACCGACCAGUUUCACAGAAUUUCACUUGAACGAACCAACAUUUUAACAGACAUUUUAAUCGGGCUGCCUGGAAGUAGGCUAGACCUACAGACUGUCGAUCAACUUUCUGGACGUGUACAAUCCAGUGUAAAACAGAAAACUAAAGCGCCUGCUACUAGUGAAAACGUUUGAAGGAUCAUCUUGAAGCGUUUCUCAACCAAGAGUAAUAUUUUAACCUACAAACUGUGCUGCGUCUGGUUAAGACGGGAUAUUGGAAUUAUUUGGGUAUAUUCAAAGACUUUAAAAUGGUCUCCACGCGUCUUGUGGUGAUCUGGAGCUGUUUCCUACUAUGUUUGCAGAAAAGUCUCGCAGACGUCACAGACCAAAGCUGUACCAAGACAUUUGAGAAAGGCCAAGACAACUUUGUCCUAAAUACGAUCGACUCCGUGAAGGAGGGAGCAACAUAUAUUGAUGCGCUGAAGGUGAGCCCCAAGGAAUGUGUCGCUGCCUGUUGUCGAGAUCUGAACUGUAACCUGGCAUUGAUCAACAAAACUGGCGUUGAGCAGGAUCUACCAGAUUGUUUCCUCUUUGAUUGCUUGUACAAGCAGAAGUAUGUGUGCAGAUUUGUGAGAAAGGAUGGCUUCAUCAAUUACAUCCUUGACUCCGUCUAUGACAACUACCUGGAUGGACCAACAACUGACCCAGGUGAAGAUGACAAGCAUCCCAUCGCUGACGUGGGGCAGGACAUGGUGGUCCAGCCCAAUGAAAUAGUCACCCUAAAUGGACACCAGAGCUGGGAUGACGAUAACAUCAUCAGUUACAUGUGGAGCCAGGUGUCCGGAGACCCCUCUGUGAAGAUGCAGAAAACUAAAUUAAAGGACCAAAUCGAGCUGUCCAACCUAAAGCCCGGUGUGUAUAAGUUUGAGCUGAAGGUCACCGACACCAGUGAUCAGACAGAUACUGCACAGGUCACUGUUUUAGUCUUGACACCUGAGCAGUCUGAGGGUCAGUGUCUGGCCCCUAAGAAAGUGGGCCUCUGUCGCGGGUCUUUCCCCCGCUGGAACUACAAUGCUGUGACUGACCAGUGUGAGGAGUUCAUGUUUGGUGGAUGCAAGGGCAACCGCAACAAUUACCUGUCCGAGAAGGAGUGCAAUGAUGCCUGCAAAGGUGCCUCAGCUGUUGCAUCUGGAAGGAAUAUCGCUCCAGCAACUGAAGUGUGUGGGAAGAUGUGCCAGGCGGAGCAGUUCAGGUGCGAUAACGGCUGCUGUCUGGACAAGACUCUGGAGUGUGACGAAGUGGCCCAGUGCAGUGAUGGCUCAGACGAGGCUGACUGCAGGGAGUUGAAUAACACUCUUACCCGGCUGUUGGAAGUGGAUUUGAACAAAUGGAAAGCUCGUUGCACGGAACCUCCGGUCACUGGCCCGUGUCGAGCAAGUAUGACCCAAUGGUACUACGACCCUCUCAGCCGCAAGUGUCAUCGUUUCAACUACGGUGGCUGCAGCGGCAAUGACAACAACUUUGAGCAAGAGGAUGACUGCAUGGACCGCUGCAAAUCUGUCACAGAAACUGAUGUCUUUGCUCGAGGGCUGUUUGAGCGUCAUGAGCAAGAAGAAACACAGUCAGGGUCCGUUGCCAUAGCAGUGGUGCUGGGUGUGUGCAUCCUGGCCAUCCUGGCCUUGCUGGGCUACUGUUUCCUGAAGGAGCGCAGGAAGAAGGGUCAGCACAUGCGUGUGGCCACCAACGGCGCCCAGCUCCCACUGACGGACGACUCCGAACACCUGGUUUACAAGGCUACUACCAAGCCUGUCUGAGAUGCUACAUUGGUUCGGGCCUCAAAUGUUAAGUGUGUGUGUGUGUGUGUGUGUGUGUGAGAGAGAAAGUGUGUGUCAUCCACGCAAGUAAAUGCACAAUAGUUUUAGCACAAUUUGUGCUGGCUGUCUGAUUCUUCUCACUCUGUGUGUGCUCAUUAGUUUUGAAUUGGACUAGAGCAGGGGUGUCAAACUCCUUUUGGUUCAGGGGCCACAUACAGCCCAUCUGAUCUCAAGUGGGCUGGACCAGUGAAAUAAUUGCAAAACAUCCUUUGACAACUCCAAAGUAGGCUAUGCUUUACCCUUCAGCCUACAUUUGUAGCCUACAUAAUCACAAGGGAUAUAUUAGAUUAUUACACAUUUAUUCAGAGAGGCCAAUGAAAUUGAAAUAAAAUGCAUUUCACUCUCAUAAACAACUGGUUUAUUUUUUAUAGUUGUGUGGAUAGGCCUACAUUUUUACAUCUGACCACCUGAACCAACUCACCACACUAAACUCAAGUGGGAGCUAUGAAGAAAGUUAACAUCCUGCCUUAAAAAUGUAAAUGUGCAAAUGUAUGAAAAAUAAAAUUAAUUUAACAAACAUAAGUUAGCAGUGCAUGAGCAAUACGAUCAACUGAUACGAUUAGGUUACAUCAGAUCAAAUAAUUUUGUAGGCUAGGUGGCGGUGCUGUGUUAUAGGCUAUCCACCAUAAAGGCCAGAUCCUGCACCCAUUCCGGGCAUUUAAAUUGCUACUGGUCUGCCUUUUUUCUCCAAGAACUGUCCAAUUUCCUCUCGUAGUUCAAAGAAACGCUUGAGUACGGCACCUCGGCUUAACCACCGUACUACAGCGUGGUAUGGUAAGCCAGACAGAAUGCCAUUAUCACUGAGAAAACAGUCAAACUGACGGUGAGUCAGACCUCGCGACCUGAUUAAAUUUACAGUUUGCACAACCACACUUUAACAUGAUCCAAGUUUAGUGUUUUACAACACAACACUUCCUGGUGCAAAAUACAAUAAAAUGCCCAAACAUCUUGUCCUCCGUUUGCAGGCUGCACUUUGUCUCUGAAUUUUGUCGCAACGCCUGCUUUUCUCCCGACAAUGUAGCCAAACUGACAGCACAGGACCAGCCAACUCUGAACUUUUUUUUAGUUUUUUGGCUGCGCCUAGCGGCUGAAUUGAGCAUUUCGGUUAUUUCUUUGAAAAUUCAUAACUCCUCACAGGAAUGGGCUAGAGAUUUUUUUUUUUUUGACAUCGUCAGAAAUUUAUUCUCUACAAGUCUGGGCCGGAUUAAACCAUCUAGCGGGCCGCAUCCGGCCCGUGGUCCGUAUGUUUGACACCCCUGGACUAGAGGAAUAUACACACAUAUAUAAGCAUCUAUAUGGUUUUGUGUGUUUGAGUGUAUGCAGCUGUGUGAGUGGGUGCAAGUUUUUAACUAGAAGUCUUUCUAAGAAGCGCUGUUGCUCCAAGUUAAUAAUCUGAUUGCAGCAACUUCCUCAUUCCUACAAUGGCUACCUGUGCACAGAAAUGAAAAUGUCCAUGUUUUGCAUAUGGUGCCAAGGUUAGUCAGCAUCAGGCAUCUCUCUCUCUCUCUCUCUCUCUCUCUCUCUCUCUCACUGCUGAAGGGAUAGUGUAAGAGGGGAUAGUGUGCACUGACUUUCAGGGCAAUGUUUGUCAUUGCUUUCAUCAGUUUCUGUUUGCUCAGGAUAAGGGAACUCACAACUGUACAUAACAUAUUGUAUAUCACACACAUUUUCUUAUGUAGUAAAAAACAUUUCGGGCAAAUAUGUACUACGAUUCAACACCAAGCCAUAUGUUUUUAUCUUUGAGAAUACUGGUAAAAAAAAAUUACAUAGAUUUUCCACUUAAUCUGGUUUGUUGUCAUGAUGUGUGUACACCAUGUUACCACACACACACCAGAGUUUCAUUUUUACACUGAUGUUUUUACUGCUGUGUUUUCAUUUAGAGAGCUCCAUUAUUUUCUCACUAAGUUUGUGAUUGAAUUAUUUGUGUUAUGAUACAUUUGGUGAAUAUUUCCUUUUUAUUAUUAUUAUUAUUCCUCCUCCUUUUAAAGGAGGUAUGGUGAAAUAUUUAUAUAGUACAUCAAAUAUCUGAUUUAUAAUUGUAAAUAAUAUCACACAUGAAUUCAUCAAUAAAUUAAUUAUGAUCAAAUACAAUCAGCAUAUUUUUUCCCCGCUUAUUUUGCCUAUAGUCAGCUAAUGCACGUUUUGAAUACUCUGUGGAGAAAGGUGGCAUCUCACAUGUUUACAGGUGUCCUGAAGGGGGCAGUAGAGCCCAGCCUGACGUGCACCCGACGCAAGGUGGCGUAAAGCACGACUUAAGGCUUAUUCUUAUCUUACACUCAAUAAAGUGGGGAAUUGUUUGC